CCCCACUUUGUGUACUGCUUCGGCUGACACGCUGACAGAGUGAGAAAGAGGGACACGUCAGCGCGCGAUGCCAUGGCCAACGGAGACGAGGCGGAUUUGAUGGCCUCUUACGAGUUUUGCGGCCAGUGGCCGCAGCCACCCCUCGAGUUUUACUACCCUGGGCCGAUGACUGUCCCGAUGGUGCCGACCGCAGGACGGCCUUCGCAACCCCCGAUUCCGAUGCCCGUGCAGGUGCCCGUUGGUCACGUCGUACACCAGAUAAUGGAUGAGUCGGGACAGCUUCGACACGUCAUCCUCAGCCCCCAACGCGCCCCCGAACAACGACAGCCCGCGCCUAAUGAAUAUUACCACGCCUAUUACACAAUGGUUCCGCCUAAUGUGUCGAUCCCCCAACCACCCCCACCACGCGCUGCUGAUGAUCGGUACAGGGUGCAGCGGGACAAAAUGAAAAGACGGCUUGAGCAAAGGCAAGGCUGUAGUUCGACCACUCCUGCAACGUCGCCGACAAAAAAAACUCUGCCGAGAAAAACAAAAGAAAUGCCGUCGUCAACACCCCCGGCCUCUCCAGCCUCCCCUGGUUUGCAGUUGAGCAUCUGUGAUGUGGCUCAGACUUCUGCAAACCUCAGCUGGGCGGCUGCGGACACAGCUAGUGUGAGUGGCAGCGAAGACAGUGGAGUAGCAGAACCUCCACCCGAAACUUCCACAACCAUGUACCAACUAAGCAUUGGCAAAAAAGGCAAAGAGCACAAGAUCCUCUACUUUGGCACUGACCUUGGCUUCCAACUGGACAACCUACAUCCUGGUACAGAGUAUAGCAUUCGAUUAGCAGCAGUGUUGGCAGGAGAGGGUGGCUCAGCAUCCUGCACAGAGUACUUGUCCUUCUCGACGCUGCCAGCACCACCCUCGACACCGUCUCAACCCCGUCUAGCCGGUCGAACCAAAACGUCUCUAACUCUUAAGUGGUCGAGCUGUGCGAACGGUGGCGCCCCUUUGACAGCAUACAUUCUAGAAAUGUGCGACGUGGCUGACGGACAGUGGCAACCUAUUUAUAAAGGCCGGGAAAAGCAAUUCACCAUUUCCAAGCUGCAGGCCGGAGCUCCAUACAGCUUCAGGCUGGCGGCAGCAAAUGCUCUGGGCGAGAGCCCCUUCUGCGACCCACAGACCUUCAACACUCAGGAGCCUCUGCCUCCCACUCCGAAUCCUCCACGCCUUGCAGCGCCCGCCCUUCCAGACAGGUUGUUGCUUGAGUGGGACCGCACGGAGGUGGCUGACAUUUACAAAUUGGAGCAGGCAGAAGAGCUAGUGCCCAGCGGCCCUGCGCCCUCGUUCUACUUGGUCUACCAUGGCCCCGAGUGCCGCUUCGAAAGUCAAAGUCUGCAGCCUGCCUCCGCCUACCUCUACCGCUUGAAGGUUGAGGCCAACGGACAGUGCUCGCAGCCGUCACCUCCAGCGCGGCACAUCACAGCGCCGGCGCCUCCUCUUCCUCCGGCACGGCCCCAGCUAAAGGGUCGUUCCCAACCAUUUAGUCUUCGUCUCGUUUGGGUACCUCCUUUGCACACUGGUGGUGCCCCAAUUCUUGCCUACAAACUCCAGAUUGAUCAAGGAAAAGGCUUCCAAGACGUUUGGAGUGGUCCAGGUUGUGAAGCGGUAAUUAAUGAGUUGGCCCCUGGCUACUUGUACCAAGUUCGUGUGGCUGCAAUUAACGCAGCAGGAAUCAGCAAUUACUCCGAGGUGGCACAUCUGACGACGGCAGCCGCUGCCCCCGAGCCCCCAAUAUGGUCACGCAAGCAGCAGCCACCUUCAACCCACGCAGUCACUCUGCAUUGGGAACCCCCUGCCUUUGAUGGAGGGGCCCCUGUGCACCAGUAUGAAGUAGAAGUUGCUGACGAGCAUUCCAGAUGGCAAGCGUACAAAGGAACAGAACCCUUUUGCGUCGCUGCAGGUCUGCAGGCGGCCAACCUUUACCACUUUUACGUAAGAGCGGCCAAUGCAGCAGGCCUUGGUCCUUGGUCAGUCGAGUUGCCCUUGCAGACGGCCGUGGCCCCUCCAGCAGUUCCUGAACCUCCUUCUGUGGAAGUAUCCGAGGACAGAGCUGCAGAAUUUUCCUGGCAGCCCCUGGCAACGGCCGCCACUUACGGCCUCCAACUUGCCCUUCUCGAAGAGCCAUCAUCGGAGCCUCAAUACAAGGAGGAGUAUUCGGGGCAAGAAAGCAGCUGCCAGGUUGUUAACCUGGCUCCAGGAUCAACUUACUUAGCGAGACUGCAAGGUCUCAAUUCGUCAGGAGCAGGCCCGUUUUCUACCCCAGUGGUAUUUUGCACACCAGUGUCAAUUCCUGGAGCAGUGGCUCAUGCGCCACACUGCGCAUCUCUCAAGUCAGACGGCUCUUCAGCCCAACUGGUUGUGACCUUUGAACAGCCUGUCCACUGGGGCGGUGAUUCCCAAGGCCCUCACUCAUUCCAGUUGGAGACAAUCCCCUUCAAUCCUGAACAAAACCCUAUGAAAACAGAAGAGACAACCGUCAAGCUUGACUUGCAACUAGAAAGCACCUACAGGUUGAAAGUCCGAGCUGUGAAUUCCAAAGGUCCAGGUCCUUAUUCUCCGGUACUCAAAAUAACUACGCCUCCUCCUCCUCCUCCUGCCCCUUCUCUUACCCUUUUGGCUGCACAGCCAAGGGCACUGAGACUUGGUUGGGAGUUGGACAAAGACACCAGUAUAAUAUUAGAGAUGAGGCGUUCCGAAUUGCACAAAUUCCAGAUUGUGUACGAAGGCUGCGAAAAAAGGCACAAAGUAACUCAGCUGAAAAAGAACACCGAGUACCAAUUCCAAACAAAAGCUGUUGGGCCGGGAGGCGAAAGUGCGCCCAGUGAAAUUUUCACUUUCCGAACUAAACCUGAGCCCAUCUGCUUGCCUGCUAACCUCAAAUUUGUGGAAACGUCAAGCAGCAGUGUCCUUGUGUCCUGGCAGGCGCCUCCUGAGCACAAAAGCAGACUCCAACUUGGCAACAGUCGACAUGGCCCAUUCACUAUGGUGUAUGAAGGCAUGGAUUGUCAGUACGAGUUAACCAGCAUGACGGUGAACACAGAGUACUGGGUUCGUGCCUCGCUGACACUUGGUAGCGAGGAGGGGGCAUGGACAGCACCCGCAGUUUCAUGCAUUGCAGCCAAGGUUGCGGCAGAGCCGUUGACGCGACCGGCGCAGGCAGCUGCUGCUCCUGCUGUUGAGCGUCGGGCGCGCUCCCGGGCAUUGAGUGAAGAGCAGAAGAAGGCUGCAAUCUUGAUUGCCUUCCUGUUGAUGUCGGUGGUGCUGGCUGUUUUUCUGGCACGCACAGUGACCAUGUGAUUUUCUCCUGCUGCAUUUAUUACCAAAGCCGUCUGUGACGCGCCGCUCUACUUCCAGCGCGCGCAAGUUUCUCGAUUUUUUUCUUUUAAUUUCCAUCGCAUGAUUGAUAAAUGAAUAAAUUAAAACUAAUGAAGUUGAUGUAUUGAUAUAUCGCCUAAGUGUCUUCCAAAAAUUUUAUCGCAUCUAAUCUAAACCAUAUAUGGGAAUGAUGAGAAGCUAAAUUGUACACAGCUAAAAAUUUAAGAGCAUAUUAUAUGAAAAUUAUAUAAAAUAUAUAUUAUAUAUUUGAAAUAAAAAAUACUGAGGUUUUUUUGCAUUUUACCAACUAAGAUGAAUUUUUUUUAAAUUGUUUUAUUUUACUACUAUUUUUCUGACAAAUAAGGUAGUCAAAGAAAUUACCAGAACAACAAUUUUAAUCCUUAGGAGCAAUGUAGCCUUUGUAUUUUUUCUUAUACUUCAGUCCAGUAACAAUUGUAGAACUACCGGGAAAAGCAGAAACACCCCCAAACAUUGUGU
This is a messenger RNA of Neocloeon triangulifer, 3855 nucleotides long. It is a transcript of the gene mtgo, whose product is annotated as fibronectin type-III domain-containing protein 3a. Gene Ontology annotation, molecular function: protein binding. The transcript is spliced from 10 exons. NCBI's taxonomy places the organism in Eukaryota, Metazoa, Arthropoda, Insecta, Ephemeroptera, Baetidae. The record is from RefSeq and is a predicted model, not a curated record. The coding region runs from base 73 to 3339 and encodes 1088 amino acids.